Molecule: messenger RNA, 381 nt
Organism: Echinococcus granulosus
Lineage: Eukaryota; Metazoa; Platyhelminthes; Cestoda; Cyclophyllidea; Taeniidae
Exons: 5
Coding region: 1-381 (126 amino acids)
Source: RefSeq, a predicted model, not a curated record
AUGUCAUGUCGUGUUCAACAUCUGCCACCAAGUCAGAUACGAACCUACAGUGAAAUCGAAUUUGGAAAUUUUAUUAGCAAUUCUAUAGUCUUUGGGAAAGAAAAGUAUUUUGUGGAAAAAUGCAUAUCGAAAAUUUAUAUAUUGAAAAUUGCGAGAUUUUGUUUUAACAAUCUUGCCUUUAACCUAAAUAAAAAGUACUUGAGCAUCAAAGCAAUGGAAACGUGGGGAACUGUUGCUGCUGGUGGGCAGGAUUUACUUUCAAAUAUUAGUAUUCAUAUUGCUUAUUUUAUCAUCCGAUCAAAUUCCAAAAAUGGCCAGAAAAUAAAUUUCUUGUUGAAAAUUUGGCUUACAUUUUUAUGUAAAAAUAAUAUCUUCCGUUAA